UACAGUUGUCUGAGAUACAGAAGUGAAUUGCAAAUAAUUGUCUUCUAUAUAUGAAAAACAGAGAUGCUCGGAUCAGAGAAACGAGCUAUGCGAUCUCUCUCAAACCACAACAGAGCAGAGCACGAGACGACAAUAACCUGGCAGCCUAACCGGUUCCUGAGCUCGAUCCUCCCACUAUCCUCCUCAACAUCAACAUCAUCUACACAGCCGACCUCGAUAGAGAAGAGCCUAGAGAGCGACAAGGAGAAUGGCAGACCGGGGUACAAGCAGCAGCACACAGCACAAGCAGCAGCACAGAUGAGCGAUUCGUCGAUUCCGGCCGAGAUAAGGCAGCAGAUGGUCACGAACGGGGUCGGGUUCUACGGGAUGAUGAGGCGGCGGUCUGCUACCGCGAGCUCGAAUUGGGAUUGCGUGCUGCUGGAUGAUGCAGCGAUUGAUAUCGGGUUGAGUGGUAGUAAUGAUUUAGGGAGCAGAGAGAGUGCAAAGAGGGAAAGGAGAGAUACUGGAGAGGACGACGAGAUGGUGCGGAUCAUGGGCGAGUACUGUCUGUGGAAUAAGCGGCGGUCGGUCGUCGAUCAAACAACCUCAACACCUUCUGCUCCUCCUCUCAGCAUGGCAGUCACCGCGACCUCCCCCGGACGCGUGCGCAGACGCGAAGAAGGCGGCGCGAUGGGCGACGUCGUCGGGCAAUGCCACGACCUUUUGUUCGAGGAGGACUACAUCCGCUGACAUAAUUGAUUACGGGCCGAGAUAAUCCGGGCAGCCGCGGGCGCUGAUUGGGCGUUGCGAGAAAGCGGGGCAGUCGGCCGGCUAUAAGUGGCCUUCCGUGCUCACCCGAGCUUACGUAAGAACCGAGGGGUUCUCUAUUCAAUAGUCGUUGGUUGUAGUAUUAUUGUCAAUUGUAUCAAUUG
Myxozyma melibiosi is the source of this 911-nucleotide messenger RNA. RefSeq lists its product as uncharacterized. The record is from RefSeq and is a predicted model, not a curated record. The coding region runs from base 64 to 729 and encodes 221 amino acids. The transcript is spliced from 3 exons. Lineage: Eukaryota; Fungi; Ascomycota; Lipomycetes; Lipomycetales; Lipomycetaceae.